This is a messenger RNA of Cantharellus anzutake, 729 nucleotides long. RefSeq lists its product as uncharacterized. Lineage: Eukaryota; Fungi; Basidiomycota; Agaricomycetes; Cantharellales; Hydnaceae. The record is from RefSeq and is a predicted model, not a curated record. The coding region runs from base 1 to 729 and encodes 242 amino acids. The transcript has a single exon.
AUGGCCCGAGAUCCAGACGGUGCCAUUCCCUUCAACAGUUCCCGCACCCUGCUAGACGACAUCCCACCUGAGUACCACUGGGAGGGCACAUUUGCACAUGAUGAUUCUACGCCUCAUCUGGGACCCUUUUCUCGAGGCUAUUCCCCCAACCCGCAUAUCUCAGUGGGUAGCGUCAAACCAGGGCAACGCAUCAUUGAAGCAGUCAGGAUUCAUGGAAAUCUCGACCUUCCACGCGGCCAGAGGGCUUUCAUCGGUUUUCUGGAUAUUCCUUCUGAUUCAUAUAAUACUUCAUCCGCGUCUUCAGAUGUAAGGGAGGCUAUAACAGAGUUCGAUGGUGUGAUAAAUCGACACUCUGAGGGUAGUAUCCCAACCGAAGCGGCAAACAAUGAAUUUCGUUCGUUGAUGGAGAAGUAUGGCUUGCCUCCCACAACCCAUCGAAAUCCAUUCAUCCCAUGGCCUAUUCGCCGAUUGGAAGGACAGGGCACCUCCGGCUCCACCGCCGCGCAGAGAGGACCCCACCGUGUUGUCGCACUUUCCGAUAGCGAGAUGAUGGCUCCAGGAGAAGGUUGGACGACCCGAGGCGUAAUGAGGAUUGCAGAUCGGAGUAUUCAGAACCCACGCUGGACCAGUUGUGAUAUCCAUUUCGAGAGCAGAAGAGAGUUGCUGGUAUGCCGUCCAGGGUAUGUUACGACGUUCAGACACCUGGAAUGUUUCUCGCUGGCAGCUUGA